UGGGCUUGAUGCUGCAAGACCUCCUGGGAUUCAGAGCGGACAUGGACAUGUCGGAAGAAGUACCUGGCCAAUCUAAGAUUGAAGAAGAUGAUUGGUGGAUUGCGGAUGAAUGUCAUGGAGGGAUGUCCGGUCAGCUGCUGUCGGGAGAACUGAAGGAUCUCAAGCCAGAACAUGCUUUGGCGUCGACUCAGGCAUUACUGUGCAGCUGUAAUGUGCCAGGCAGCCUGCCACGGGAGGGCUGCAUCAUUAUUGUGGACUCAGACAGCGACGAAGAAUUGGAGCCCUUUGUGACCAAAAAGAAGCAGCAGAAACAGAACAUUAGCUGUGUGGUGAUUGACUCAGACUCUGAGGAUGAGUACUUCCGUGAGAACGUCAGAGCUCAGGCAUAUGAAAUAAGCAGUGAAGAUGAGGUUCUAUAUGUGUCUUCUAACAUUGAGAAGCCUGCCAUCGAUGAGCCUCCAAUAGUUAUUUCUGAUGAUGAUAGUGAUUUCGAGGGCCCCGUGAUGAUCAUAGAUGACAAUUUGUGUGGUCAGGGCCAAAGCUCCUCAAAUGAAAAAGAGAUGGAGGCCUUUGAUGUCUGCCAGCACAAUUCAUCUGCUGGUGUUGCUGAGCUGGGCGCUGGUGAAAAUCUCUGCCCACUGCCAGGUGUUGCUGAGACUGAGGUGGAGAUUCCAAAUGAAGAGCCAGCACCUGUGGUGGAGCAACCAAGGAAAAGGAAGAGCAAAACCAAAAAUAUAUGUGUGGUGCCCGCUGUUACAGCACCAAAAACACGUGGGCCUUCAAAGAGGUUUGCUUCUAAGAGGAAGUCCCAUGCAGCAAAAUGUGACAAAAGCCACACUGGGCAUUCCAUUUGUGAAAUACCUGGAUGUUUCUUGCAUGACGUGGAAAAGGCAAAGCAGUAUUCUGGAAGGAAGUUCAAGAAAAAUAAGGACAGCCUGGUUCAGGAAAUGUACAGUCUGUUUAACAGAUCUGUCUUUGACAAAAAGCUGCCAGAGAAAAUCGAUAUCGGCUGGAAUAAGAAGAUGCUGAGAACUGCUGGCUUGUGCACCACUGGCGAGACACGGUACCCGAAGAAGGAGCGUUACGCGAAGAUCCAGAUUUCUCUGAAAGUCUGCGACUCCGCAGACCGCCUUCGGGAUACUUUGAUCCAUGAAAUCUGCCACGCGGCCUCCUGGCUGAUUGAUGGUGUUCGUGAUUCUCAUGGCGACUCAUGGAAGUUUUAUGCCAAAAAAUCGAACCUGGUGCACCCAGAGCUGCCCCUGGUCACCCGUUGCCAUAACUACAAGAUUAACUACAAGAUUCAUUAUGAAUGCACUCAGUGCAAAGCCAGAGUCGGCCGCUACACCAAAUCAUUGAACACCGACCGCUUUAUCUGUGCCAAGUGCAAGGGGACUCUGGUCAUGCUGCCGCUAACUCGUAAGGAUGGGACCCCCAUUGCGCCCCAUGUGAGACCAUUUGCCAAGUAUGUGCAGGAGAAUUAUAGAUUGGUUAAGCAGUCAGCGGAAGGGCUAAGCCAUGGCGAUGUGAUGAGACAGCUCAGCAAGGAUUAUGCCCUUAAGCACAAGCGAAAUCCUUAAGGUUAUCUGAGACUAUACUCGUGCGAGCUGAGUCCUCCACUGCUAAGAAGUUUUAGAAAACAUUUGUUUCUGCAAUGAAUACUAGGAUUUAAGUGCGUUUUUAUAGCUUCAUACUGUAGUGAUUGUUCUUAACUAAGGAUUCUGUUGGUAACCAUUCUGUGCCUUUGACAGUACUCAGAAGCCCUUUGGGUCCACCUUGGGUGUUACUUAGACUCCAUAGUUUUAAGACAUAGAACAAAAUACAGUAAGAGAAGCACAUAGUUUUAAGAUUAAGACAUAGAACAAGAUACAAUAAGAGAAACCCAUAGUGUUAAGACCAUAGUUUUAAGAUUAAGAUGUAGAGGGGUGCCUGGGUGACUCAGUCGGUUGAGCAUCCGACUUCGGCUCAGGUCAUGAUCUCAUGGUUUGUGAG
Messenger RNA from Prionailurus viverrinus (fishing cat), 1989 nucleotides. RefSeq names its product germ cell nuclear acidic peptidase (gene GCNA). The record is from RefSeq and is a predicted model, not a curated record. Lineage: Eukaryota; Metazoa; Chordata; Mammalia; Carnivora; Felidae. Bases 9 to 1577 code for a protein of 522 amino acids. Gene Ontology annotation, cellular component: nucleus. The transcript has 12 exons.